AUGAAGACUGCACACACGCUGCUCCUGGCAGUCGCCUUCCUCGUGCUGGCAUCAGAGGCUGCAGUGAAGGCGGACAAUUGUGCAGCGUCACUUCACAAGACGCCGCUACCGUGUGAUCAGGUAGGUUGCCUGCACAUUUGCCGCGAGCAUGUGAAUGGGGAAGGGCACGCGUGCCCUCAAUGCAAUUGGAGUGCUAGUUGCAACUAUAAUGGACUAUGCCGGUGUGAUGUCUGCCUCCCUCCUCCUUCUGCCCCUAUCCAACACCAACAGAGUGACUGA
Messenger RNA from Triticum aestivum (bread wheat), 279 nucleotides. RefSeq lists its product as uncharacterized. Lineage: Eukaryota; Viridiplantae; Streptophyta; Magnoliopsida; Poales; Poaceae. Bases 1 to 279 code for a protein of 92 amino acids. The record is from RefSeq and is a predicted model, not a curated record. The transcript has 2 exons.